Halichondria panicea is the source of this 2049-nucleotide messenger RNA. RefSeq lists its product as uncharacterized. The record is from RefSeq and is a predicted model, not a curated record. The transcript is spliced from 3 exons. The coding region runs from base 91 to 1740 and encodes 549 amino acids. Lineage: Eukaryota; Metazoa; Porifera; Demospongiae; Suberitida; Halichondriidae.
UAGGUUCUUACAAGCAGUUGUAAAUCAUGCAAAAACAAGGAAUAGAAUCAUCAAGCUCUAUCGUGUUGUACAUAAAUUAAGCUAGCUGCAAUGGAGCAAGAAGACAAGUUAAAAAGAACUGCAGAUGAUACUGCUAACAUUCUACUGGAGUUUUUUGCAGAUGCUCAACAAGCAAAAGACACUCCAGACAAAACAAGAAAAAGAACUAAAUCCGUGGAGAUAGUAGCAAGAGCUCUGCUAUUGGACGGGAGCAGACAGCCUGUUACCAUCACCGAAACUGAAGAAUUUGUUGUAGUUGAGCUCCCAAGUGGUGCAAACGAAAACAAACACUUAUCUUCUAGUGCUUGCGGUGCAGAAGCUACUCCAGUCAAGAGGCCUGGCACACUGCCACUGUCUGCAGAUCCAGGAGACCCUCCCCUCUUCUCUCCCUGUAGCUCCUAUCCACCUCCAACAAGCAGGAUGCCUGUUCACGCCCAGAGCUCACCUACACUUACUGCAAGGAUUGUUCCAGGCUGCAAUCGUGCAAGCUCUCUGUCCCAGAUGUCUACUUGCUGCCCAUCAGAUCCUAUGAAGAUGCGUGCAAAGGCCAUAGCCGAUCGUUUAAAGAUAAUUGGAGACAUCAUCGAAAACGAUCAAAAGUAUGAGAAAAUAACAGAAAAUCUGGCUACCCUCAUUUCGCCACGCAAUGUUGGACCAAGUGGAUCGAUUUGGCAGCAAGUAACAACUGUCUUUCAAAGUAUCUACAGGAUCUUAACUGAUCUCACUGCAGCGUUCGGUGACUCACGACCACCGGACCAAGACCCGAGAUGGCAGCAAUUCUCUAAGGCAUGGGGGGUACUGAGAGACGACCUCGUUCCACAAAUCAGCUCCUUUGGAGGAUGGGCUGCGUUCUUGAGGGAUACUGCUGCUAUGAUUGUCAGUCCUCGAUCAGAUGACCAUCACAUGAUUGGUUCCCCCUGCCUCCCUCGAACCCUCCCCAUCUCACACAGUACCCCCACUUGUCACCCACGAUCCAGACAGCUGCUGCAAGAAUACCAACCCUCACCGGGCAGCCAGCGUUCUCUGAGGUUCACCCGGUCCCACACCCUGCCUUGUGAGCAACACCCUCGAAAGUUAUGGAGCUUAAGUGAGAGUGGCAGCUUGGUAGACGGCGAUGGAAACGACGAUUUUUCCGAAAGCCUGAAGCUUGAAAGCGAAAAAAGAGAAUCGGAUCAUGAAGGUAGCAGAGUUUCAUUGGAUAGUGUUUCGAGAAUCCUUGAGCAGCGUGGUGACUUUGAAGAUGAGGAUGAGUCAGUGUUUACCAUAGACCUUCCCACACCAAACUCACUAACAAUAGUCUCGUCCCCACACUGCCAGGAAAUAAACGAAACUGAGCCACUUUGCGAUAGCGGACAUGUUUCGUCGUGGUCCAUCUCCUCCACCCCUCCUUCAUUUGUCCUUGGGGGCACUCCCCUUCAUACUGACUCAGCUGUAGAUGUGAGCAGUCCGCAAGCCAAUAGGGAGAAGAUACGACCCAAAAGUGGAUCCUUUGGCAAGCAAAAGGAAGAAGUAUCACCAUUCGACAGAGCACGAUCUCGGAGCAUGCCCAACAGAAUUCCUGGCCGUGAGAGGACCAGGAGAAGAUCGAAUGAGAUUGUAGUGGUAUCGACUGCUCAUCCAUUAUACAACAGUGGAUCAAUCAGCCUGAGCAGUAUCAGCGAGACUGUACUCUACGAAGCUGUGCGAUCGCUAUUGACUUGAAGAACUAUACAACACCCGAAAUUAUGUUUGUACUUUAAUCGUCCAUUUUGUGUGUGUGCAAAUUUUUCAUCUAUUCUCAUCAAGACUGAUCACUUAUAUCAUGCAUAUUUAACUAACACCGAUCAUAAUUAUACUUUUUGUGCAGACCCAUUUCACCUUUCACACAACUGAACCACAUGCUGCGUGUCCUGAUUUUAAAUCACUGGUAUUCCUUCAUAAUGUCCUUUGUCACUAUGUCUAUUGUUUAUAAUUAUGACUGUGCAAAAUCACGAAUUGAAUAUAAUUAUAUUGAACCAUUUUAAACGUUGA